UAAAGUUGAAAUAAAAAUAUAGCUUGUGGACCUCUUGUUUGAUUUUCAUAUAUAUUUGCAAUAUAUACAUAUAUGUAUAGUUUAUGUCCUGCAAUUAGCAUAUAUAAACUCCAAAGGAUAUCAUCUUUGUUAUUUUACAAGCUUUCCAUCGUAGCUAGUGCCAACUUCAAUCUUGCAUUGUAAUGGCACCAAUUUCUUAUUUUUGUGUGUUCUUGCUCCUCUUGUCCUUCACCGCCAAAAUCCAUGCUCAAAGUGGGUUAUCUACAGAUUUUUACGGUACAAGAUGCCCUAAUCUUCAAACUUUAGUAAAAUCAAUUGUUAGUAACGUUGUCUCCAUUGAUCCUCGCAUGGGUGCUUCCUUGCUUCGCCUUCAUUUCCAUGAUUGUUUUGUUGGUGGAUGUGAUGCUUCAGUACUAUUGGAUGUGUCUGGUGGUGAAAAAGAAUCUCAGCACAAUGUGGAUUCUUUACGAGGAUUUGAUAUAAUAGAUUCAGUGAAACAACAAGUUGAGGCUACUUGUCCCGGGGUUGUUUCUUGUGCUGACAUAGUUGCACUUGUUGCUAGAGAAUCUGUUGUUGAGCUUGGCGGUCCAAGUUGGAAUGUUGAAUUUGGCAGAAGCGACUCAACUUCAAGACCAAGUGCAACAGCUUCUAAUAAUGAACUUCCAUUUGGUGUAGAUGAUCUUUCUACUCUCAUCUCCUUAUUCUCCACCAAAGGUUUCUCCUUGAGAGAAUUGGUUGCACUUUCAGGUGGUCACACUGUAGGGCAAGCUAGGUGCAUAAGGUUCCGUGAUCGAGCCUACACAGAAUCAAACAUACUUCCUCCAUUUGCAAUAUUUUUGCAAAAUAUAUGCCCUGCUAAUUUUGGUGACAACAAUCUUGGUCCUUUGGAUGUUCGAAGUCCAAAUAUUUUUAACAAUGAAUAUUUUGUGGGUUUAACCAAUUUUGAGGGAUUACUACACUCAGACCAAGUAUUAUUUACUGGAAGUGGAAAUGGAGCUGAUUCUUUUGUCCAACUUUAUGCAAAUAAUGAAGAAAUUUUCUUUGCUGAUUUUGCUGCUGCAAUGUUGAAGCUGAGCAGGCUUGGUGCUGGUAAUGGUAGUAGUCGGGUGAUCCGGAGCAAUUGUAGGGUUAUUGGUUAGAAGUUCAAGAUUAUUUUACCUUAAUGUCAUGUUGAAAUUUCAGUUUGCAGACAAGGCUGUAUUAUUUAUAAAUGGAGAUACAUAUAUAUA
Molecule: messenger RNA, 1229 nt
Organism: Beta vulgaris subsp. vulgaris (sugar beet)
Lineage: Eukaryota; Viridiplantae; Streptophyta; Magnoliopsida; Caryophyllales; Amaranthaceae
Product: cationic peroxidase 1
Exons: 4
Coding region: 183-1139 (318 amino acids)
Biological process (GO): response to oxidative stress; hydrogen peroxide catabolic process
Molecular function (GO): peroxidase activity; heme binding
Source: RefSeq, a predicted model, not a curated record